UCCCUGAACAGCAAGGAUGGCAGCUGGGGCUAAAGGCAAGAGGACCCUCGCUCAAGGCCUCGACUCCCAACCUCAGCAAAAAGUGCAGUUAAAAAAACAGAUCAACCUCUUUCACUGUGUCUCUAUAAUCGUCGGGAUUAUCAUCGGAGCAGGGAUUUUCGUGUCCCCAGUUGGGAUCCUCUACAAUGUGCGCUCUGUCGGAAUGUCUUGUGUAAUGUGGGCGCUGUGUGGAGUUUACUCGACACUCUGUGCCUUGUGUUUUGCAGAACUUGGUGCUUCGAUUCCAGAAUCGGGAGGGGAAUAUGUGUACAUUAAACGUGCUUUUGGAGAUUGUCCGGCGUUUCUGUGUCUGUGGGUGAAUCUUAUCAUUCUGUGCCCAGUGGGGGUGGCCGCUGCUAGUCUGAUAUUUGCCACCUACAUUCUUCGUCCCGUCUUCCCCGACUGCGACCCUCCCUCUUCAUCUAUCAGGCUCCUCGCAGCGAUAAUCAUCAUCCUGUUGAUCGCGUUGAAUUGCAUGAACGUGAAAUGGGCCACCAAAGUACAGGCUGUCAUCACCGGCAGCAAACUCAUCGCUCUCCUCAUCAUCAUUAUCAUCGGAUUCAUUUGGCUUGGCAAGGGUGAGACCGAACAGUUUGAGAACUCGUUUGAGGACAGCGAUUAUAGCGCCGGGGCCAUUGCUGUCGGCUUCUACUCCGGAUUCUGGGCCUUCGGGGGCUGGAACUACUUGAACUUCCUGUGCGACGAAGUGAUAGAUCCUCAUCGCAAUGUUCCGCGAGCUAUUGUCAUCUCCAUGGCGAUUGUCACCAGCGUCUACAUCACCGCCAACAUUGCAUACUUCGCUGUAUUGUCACCGGCGGAGAUACUCGACUCUACUGCUGUCGCUGUCACGUUCUCCGCCGUCACCGUGCCUGUCCUGCAGUGGAUUAUGCCUGUGCUGAUAGCCGUGUCUGUGAUCGGAGCCAUGAACGGAUCUUGUCUCUCCAUGUCCAGGUUGUUUUUCGCUGGUGCUAAAAACAAUCACUUGCCAAGUUUAAUAUCAAUGAUCACAGUGAACCAUCUAACACCGGCGCCAUCCUUAAUAGUUAUUCUCAUCCUGACUCUCAUUAUGCAGUGUUUUGAGGAAAUAUUCUACCUCAUCGAGAUGAUGGGAUUUAGCUUUGCGACGGUGUUGUGUGCAGUUCUGGCUGGUCAGGUUUACCUCAGAUGGAAGGAGCCAGACUUGCCCCGCCCUAUAAAGCUACCGGUGGUCGUACCUAGUUUUCUCUUCAUAGUCAGUCUGCUCAUUUUCAUAUUAACGAUAUACCAGAAGCCCCAUGAAAGCGGAGUCGCUCUUCUGUUGAUGCUGUUAGGAGUUCCGGUGUAUGUAGUCGGAACUGUCUGGUCCAAACCCACGUCAGUCAAGCACAAAUUAGAUUCUUUUACGAGGUUGAUACAGAGGUUGUUAUUAGUCCUUCCUGUAGACAAAGACGACAACUUUGACUGAGGAUAUGUGUUGGAUCUUCACGCAGAAGGGUGUGUCACCGAUGUUCAUUGACAGAGACACAGCUACAUAUCGCUGACUCAGUAAUAUGAUAAUAUGACCCGUCAUCUUUUUGUGUUUCGUGAAACAUGACAAUCCAUUCUAAUCUACAGCCUUACAAUAUGCACGGACUUCAACCACCAGGUGUGUUCAGUUUAAAAAAGCUUGAGAUGAGGCGUGACCAACGAUCAUACCUCGUUAUAAUGCCAGGGUUUCAGGCAGUGGCCUUACACCGAAGCACGCCAGUACGAUGUGGACUGGCUAUAAUGAAAUUAUGUGGAUCACCACCUAGCGUAGACUUAUCCGUCCUGUCGUUCUCAUAGCAAUGUAUGUUGCGGAGACGUUAUUGGCGGUAUAACGGGGUGUGUUUGGGGAUAUAUAUAUGAUGCCAUAACAAGAUAAAAGGGAGAGUUCAGUUGGGUGGAUGAGCUAGGUGAACGAACUGGAUGGUUGGUUGGUUGGUUGGUUGGUUGUUUUACGCCGCACUCAGCUAUAUCCCAGCUAUAUGGCGGCCAUCUGGAAAUAAUCGAGUCUGGACCAGACAAUCCAGUCAUCAAUAUCAUGAGCAUC
Haliotis rubra (blacklip abalone) is the source of this 2089-nucleotide messenger RNA. Its product is annotated as large neutral amino acids transporter small subunit 2-like. NCBI's taxonomy places the organism in Eukaryota, Metazoa, Mollusca, Gastropoda, Lepetellida, Haliotidae. Gene Ontology annotation, biological process: amino acid transmembrane transport. Bases 17 to 1483 code for a protein of 488 amino acids. Gene Ontology annotation, molecular function: L-amino acid transmembrane transporter activity. The transcript is spliced from 10 exons. The record is from RefSeq and is a predicted model, not a curated record. Gene Ontology annotation, cellular component: membrane.